UGCGCCCCGGCGAUCCAUUCUUGUCCCGCAGGCAGCAUUCCGGGCGGAGAGAGUGAGAGAAAGACACCGGAGCUUUGAGGCCGCACACUUUCACGUUUCACUGCCGCAAAACAGGAGCCGUGAGUCCGGAGCCGCGGCCUCGGUCCAGCAGGAUAUGGGCUCUCCAGGCCAAAUACCACGGCAAGACAUGGAUCUCUGAGCUGCUCUGUUACAUCCAUCUCCAUUUGCUGCCUUGCGUUCUGCUUGCCUAAACCACCUCCUCUGCCCCUGCUGAAGCGGUUUGGCUCAGACUCCUUUCAGAAAAGAAGAGGGGGGAAAAAUAAAACCCAAGUGGGAGGGCGUAGUAAACUUUCCCCAGCUGCCGUGCAGACACACACAUGCUGCAUUACUGCCAUUCCCCAAGCCCUGCUCCAUCCAUCCCUAGGGCACGGCCACUAGCCUGCUAGCGAGCUAGCACUUGGCACAAAAAGAAGGCCUGUCCUCGGGUGUAAAGAAAAAUACAAACAGACUGUGUACACUUGGCCCUUCCUUUCUUUCUCCCUUUGCCAGUCAGCCAGGCACAUUCCCACCAACUGGGGCUCCUUUAGUUUAGCUGUCAUUCCCGCUGCUCUGAGCAGUGGAGGAUUGUUAGUCGACAGCCAGUCGGUCAUUCGGUCGUUCAGCGAGGCGGACUGAGGAAGCCGCAGGGGUUAUUUUAUCAGAGGCCAGGAUGACGGAACCCAGCAUGGAGAACUGCCUGGCCCUGGUCCUGCAGAAGGAUGUGGGCCGACGGCUGCAGGUGGGACAGGAGAUCAUAGAUUACAUUUUGGACAAGGAGAAAUCUCACGACCUGGAGCAGGAUCAGACGGCGCUGGACAAGAUGGUCGACGGCAUCGCCAGCUCCUGGGUCAACUCCAGCCACUUUAAGGUGGCUCUGCUCGGCUUGGACCUGUUAUCUGCCUUCGUGACGAGGUUACAGGAGCGGUUCAAGGCCCAGGUGGGAACAGUCCUGCCCAGCCUCAUUGAUCGUCUGGGAGAUGCCAAAGACCAAGUGCGAGACCAGGACCAAACAGUGCUGCUAAAGAUCAUGGAGCAAGCUGCCACCCCACAGUACGUAUGGGACAGGAUGCUGGGAGGCUUCAAACACAAGAACAACAGGACCAGAGAAGGAGUGUGCCUUUGCCUCAUCGCCACACUGAACACAUAUGGAGCUCAAGGCCUGACCCUCAGUAAAAUUGUUCCCCACAUAUGUAAUCUUUUGGGGGACCCCACAAGUCAGGUGCGUGAUGGAGCCAUGAACUCCUUGGUGGCGAUCUACAAACACGUGGGUGAGAGGGUGAGGAUGGAUCUCAGCAAAAAGGGCCUGCCGCAGUCACGGUUGAAUGUAAUCUUCAGCAAAUUCGAUGAAGUCCAAAGAUCCGGGAACAUGAUUUCAUCUUCUGGCUCAGAUAAGAACUUCGAGGAUGAGGACUCUGUGGAUGGAGGCCGGUCCUCCUCCUCCGCCUCCUCAAAAGCACCCCCCAGUGGCAGGAGGACUGUAAUAAGCUCUGUUAGAAGACCCAGCUCAGCCACCACUACUAAGCCCACAGGGAAAGAAGCAGCAGCUGGUGCAGUUGAUGAAGAGGAUUUCAUCAAGGCCUUCGAAGACGUGCCCUCUGUUCAGAUCUACUCUAACAGAGAGUUCGAGGACCAGCUGAGCAAGAUCAGAGAAGUGCUGAACGAUGACAAACACGACUGGGAGCACCGAGUGUUGGCGCUGAAGAAGGUGCGUUCGCUCAUAUUCGCCGGCGCCAUUGAAUACGAGGGAUUCGCUCAGCAGCUGCGUCUCCUUGAGGCUCCUCUCAAGAUGUCAGCUAAAGACCUGCGCUCUCAGGUGGUCCGCGAGGCCUGCAUCACACUGGGACAUUUGUCCUCACUUCUGGGAAACAAGUUUGACCACGGAGCAGAGAGCAUCAUGCCCACGCUGCUGAACCUCGUGCCCAACAGCGCCAAAGUCAUGGCCACGUCCGGGGUGGUCACCAUCCGCCUCAUCCUCAGGAACACACACUACCCACGUCUCAUUCCCAUCAUAACCAGUAACUGCGCCGCCAAAUCAGUGGCAGUAAGACGACGCUGCUUUGAGUUCUUGGACCUCAUGUUACAAGAGUGGCACACCAAUACACUGGAGAGACAUGUGGCUGUUCUUACUGAGACCCUCAAGAAAGGAAUUCACGAUGCCGACUCUGAGGCCAGAUCCAUUGCUAGAAAGUGCUACUGGGGUUUCCAUGCUCACUACAGCCGGGAGGCAGAGCAUCUGUUCCAGGCGCUCGAGUCCCCCUAUCAGAAGGCCCUCCAGUCUCACCUGAAGAGCUCGGACAGCAUCGUGUCUCUACCCCAGUCCGACCGAUCCUCAUCCUCUUCCCAAGAGAGUCUGAACCGGCCUUUGUCUGUGAAGAGUGUCAUCGGAGCGAGCAUGACAAGGAGUAAGCUGGUGAGCGCCAGGGUGUCCACCACACCGGGUUCCCUCCAGCGUUCACGCAGCGACAUCGACGUAAACGCAGCCUCCAGCGCCAAGUCACGCCUGUCCACCGUCCCCGCUGCCUCCUCACCAUUCAGCUCUGCAGCCGCCCUUCCUCCAGGGUCCUACGCCUCAUUAGAUGGCACUCCUGGUAAAAGUGAUGGUCGUGUUCGUACCAGGAGACAAAGCUCCGGCAGCGUGGGUGGAGCCAAUACUUCAGUGGUGGACAGCAGGGGGCGAAGUCGAGCCAAAGUGGUCUCCCAGUCCCAGCGAUCCAGAUCAGCCAAUCCCAUCAGUGCUGGCAGUCGCUCCAGCUCCCCAGGCAAGCUGCUCGGCCACAGCAGCUAUGGCCGGAUCCCUCGAACCACGGUGUCGGCCUCCACCACGCCGGCCGACAAGCGCACCAGGAUCCCUCGAAGCCAGGGCUGCAGCCGAGAGACGAGUCCCAGCCGACUGGGUCUGGCCAGCCUGUGUGGUAAAGCUCUUCUUCCUGCUGCUCUUCCCUACCGCACGCUAGCCCGGAGCCGCAUUCCCCGUCCCAGCAUGAGUCAAGGUUGUAGUCGCGACACCAGUCGCGAGAGCAGCCGCGACACCAGCCCUGCUCGGGGCUUCGGCCCUAUGGCUUCCCGACGUCACUCCCGUUCAACCAGCGCUCUCUCCACAUCCGACCCCCACGGCCAGUCAGACCGUUACGGUUUGAUUCAUCAAGCAAGAAUCUCUGCAUCAGUCAACGCCAUGAGGGUCCUUAAUACCGGCACCGAGGUGGAGGCAGCGGUUGCUGAUGCUCUGCUAUUAGGAGACUCCCGGAAUAAGAGGAAGCCACUGAGGCGGAGGUACGAGUCACCGGGGAUGUACUCUGACGAUGACGCCAACAGCGAUGCGUCCAGCGCCUGCUCCGAGCGCUCGUACGGGUCUCGAAACGGAGGUAUACCUCAUUACCUGCGCCAGACAGAGGACGUCGCAGAGGUCCUCAACCACUGCGCCAGCUCCAACUGGUCCGAGAGGAAGGAGGGACUGCUGGGUCUGCAGAAUCUCCUCAAGAGCCAAAGAAUACUGAGUCGAGUGGAGCUGAAGAGACUUUGUGAGAUCUUCACAAGGAUGUUUGCAGAUCCACACAGCAAGAGAGUGUUCAGCAUGUUUCUGGAGACGCUAGUGGACUUCGUCACCGUGCACAGGGAGGACCUGCAGGACUGGCUGUUUGUCCUGCUCACUCAGCUGCUGAAGAAAAUGGGGGCAGACCUGCUCGGCUCCGUCCAGGCCAAAGUCCAGAAGGCCCUGGACAUCACAAGGGAGUCUUUCCCGUUCGACCAACAGUUCAACAUCCUGAUGAGGUUCAUCGUCGAUCAGACUCAGACGCCAAACCUCAAGGUAAAAGUGGCCAUUCUGAAGUACAUCGAGUCCCUGGGUCGACACAUGGACCCGACGGACUUUGUCAACUCCAGCGAGACGCGCUUGGCGGUGUCUCGCAUCAUCACCUGGACGACUGAACCCAAGAGCUCUGACGUCAGGAAGACCCUUCAUAGCUGGGUGAGCGAGGAACUAGCUGGCAGGUCCAGUACUGCAGCCUUACUGUCCACCGAGGGCAACCAGGAAGAAAGGUGUAAGCAGGCAGCGCAGGUGGUCCUGAUCUCCUUGUUUGAGCUCAACACCCCCGAGUUCACCAUGCUGCUGGGGGCUCUGCCCAAAACCUUCCAGGACGGAGCCACCAAGCUGCUCCACAACCACCUGAAGAACUCCAGCAACACCAGCAGCAACGUGGGCUCACCGAGCAACACCAUUGGUCGGACGCCGCCACGCCACACCCCCAGCAGGACCAGCCCCCUCACCUCUCCGACAAACUGCUCCCACGGCGGACUGUCUCCAAGUCGGUUAUGGGGUUGGGGUGUCGACGGCCUGUCAAAGCACCCCCCUGCUCCUGCUCCUGCUCCUGCUCCUCCUCCUCCUCCUCAGCCUCACUCCGCCCCUGCUGCCCCCUCCCUCAGGGUCCUGCGCAGAGCAUAUUCACCCAGUAUGAUGGAGUAUGACACUGAGAACAUGAACUCGGAGGAGAUCUACAGCUCGCUCCGUGGUGUCACUGAGGCCAUUCAGAGCUUCAGCUACCGGAGCCAGGAGGACCUGAAUGAGCCAAUCAGACGGGAGGGCAAGAGGGACGACGCUGCCGGGCGAGAAGGAGUAGCGUCGUCCCCUGGCUCUGACGCUCGCUUGGGCUUGGACGUGGUGGAAGGAGGUCGCACUGCCUUGGAUAACAAAACCUCUCUGCUCAACACGCCCUCGCCUCGCUCGUUCUCCGGGCCGCGCGGCCGCGAGUUUGCUCCUUAUGGCUACGGCGAUAGCAUCUGUACCUAUGACAAGAGCGCCUUGAAGGAGGCCGUCUUCGACGAUGACGUGGAGCAGUUCCGCGACUGCCGACGUCAGGAAAGUGGUGAAAACAAGAUGACGCUCCCCAAGGUCUUUGCUCCCGUCGGUCAGGACCACUCUGACCUCGUAGCCGACCUUCUCAAGGAGCUGUCCAAUCACAACGAGCGUUCAGAGGAGCGUAAAGGUGCCCUGGUGGAGCUGCUGAAGAUCACCCGAGAAGACAGCCCGUCCGUGUGGGACGAGCACUUUAAAACCAUCCUGCUCCUCCUGCUGGAGACGCUGAGUGAUAAAGAUCACACCAUCCGAGCCAUGGCCCUGCGCGUGCUCAAAGAAAUCCUGAAGAAUCAGCCGGCUCGCUUCAAAAACUAUGCGGAGCUGACGAUCAUGAAGACUCUGGAGGCGCACAAGGACUCGCACAAGGAGGUGGUGCGUGCAGCUGAGGAGGCUGCCACCACCCUGGCCGGUUCCAUCCACCCGGAGCAAUGCAUCAAGGUCCUGUGCCCUAUUGUCCAGACGGCCGACUACCCCAUCAACUUGGCUGCCAUCAAAAUGCAAACUAAAGUCAUCGAACGCAUCACCAAGGACUCACUAGUGACGCUGCUGCCCGACAUCAUCCCCGGACUCCUGCAGGGCUAUGACAACACAGAGAGCAGCGUACGCAAGGCCAGCGUGUUCUGUCUGGUGGCGAUCUACUCUGUGAUUGGCGAGGACCUCAAACCCCAUCUGGCUCAACUCACGGGCAGCAAGAUGAAGCUACUGAACCUGUACAUCAAGCGAGCCCAGACGACCAACAGCAAUAGCAGCAGCUCCUCUGACGUCUCCUCUCACAGCUAAUGGAGCGGGGGGGGGGUUUCAUCUGGAAACGGCGUGGAUGGACGUGGGCGUGGCCGUGCUUCUCUCAGACUUCUCCGUGUCUGAGCUUCCCCCUCCUCCUCCUCUUCCUCCUCCUCCUCCUCCUCCUCCUCAUCACAACGCUCCACUGCGCUUCUCUCCUGUUUCGAGGGGCUGCCGUCAACCUGUGUGUCCACCCCCCCCCCCCUGCUCUAAAUACUUGUGAAUGUAACUCCGGGCCGGUUGUAGACUCAACGCGUUAAGAGUCUUGUGGACGUGGGGAAACGCGUCACGGCUCCCACGACCUCCACUCUGCCUUUUGUCAAAGUGAUCCCCUUCCUCCCUGAGCCCUCAGAUUUGGUAGCAGACGGAGUUCGUUCACGUCAGAGGAGACAAACGUGUCUGAGAAUCGGUUUCUAAACAAUUAGGGAUGAAGUGUCAUUUGGCUGGCCCAAUGAUGGUAACACGCCUCCAGGCUGGGGGGUGAAUUCUGGUUUGGGAGCAUGAAAACCAAAUAUUACACGAAAAUGUGCAAGGGAACAAUGUGACAUAAAAAGAAAGUACUGUAUAAUCAUAUUAAGUUAAUGUUUUAAGUUAAUGAUCUGGCUUCAUAGAAGCCUGUGCUUUGAUUGUAGUCUUUUUCAUGUUGGUUUAUAAUUAAGAGUGGCUCAUUCGAUUGAAUCCCCCUUUGACAAAAGUAAAGGUACCGCUGAAAGGAAACUUUUCAGCUAGAGAAGUGACUCCUUCAAACGUUGUGCACGUCUUUACGUUGAGCUGGAGAAGAUGAGAUUUGCCGUUGAAGUGCACCUUUUAAAAAAAUUUGAAGUGAAAUUCCCACUCAGCAGUCGAGGUUUGACCCGGGGGAAGUUGUGUUUCCUGUGUUUUCCCUCUGAACUCUCUGCAUUAAAGCGUGGAACCGGAGCUUUUAACAAACCAGCGACACCUACAUCCCGGCUGCUGCUCGGGACCACGUGCGCUGAGUGACUGUCUGAAGAGGACGGCCUUUGUAAAUACUACAAGCUGAGCGAGAGAGAGAGACUGUCAUGAAGACAUUUCCAGGCCUUAUUCACUUCACACGCGACUGGGGCUGCAGAGCGUGACUGGGACGUGCAGCACUGGAGCUCCUUGCUCAAACAAUGUGAAUCUGCAGGAGAAACGGACCCUGGUGGAGUUUUUGCCGAAGAAGCAAACCCAGUAUUAGUUGUUGUUGCUCCCCGACAUGUAGCCACAGCUUCUGCAAUAACCCUCAACACACACACACAUAAAGGUAUUUUGUACAUAUACACUUUUUUCACCACUGCUUCGCAAAACAAUUUUACAAAAAGUCAGUAAAAAGUGAAACAGGCCGACGGUCCGGACUUUUUCUGCACGUUAGCAAAUUUAGCUCGCAUGGAAUCUGCAGCACUAUUUGUCGGCGUUGUGCGAUUUUUUGCAGGGCCCAGGUUGUCGGCUGUUUAAAGUGCACUUGUAACAUCCCCAGGUUACUCAUCUCUAGCGUUUCGGAGGAGGUCGUGUGGAAGAAGGUACAAAGUGGAUCCAGCAUCUGUUGACCACAACACGUGUUUGGUAGAAUUGAGUCGGUAGAUGUUGAGGAAAUCGUACCUCCGAGCACGAUUGUGUGUUUUAUCUUAUCAGCUCUAAGGCUGAGCUUUAAAAUGUUGAUGAUUGGUGGCGAGGAAGAGUUUCCUCUUUUGAUCAGAUAUUUAUUAUUGGGUAUGAUUUGGUUGAUCAUGGUACAGUUCAUCUGCUGUAGACAAGGAUCAGACUGCUACUGCUUUUUGUUUUUUAAUUCUCAUUUGCUGACUUCUAGCAAAUCAAUGAUGAUGAUGAUGAUAAUAAGAAUGAAUAUUAAUAAGAUGUUCACUUUGACACACGCUGAGAGAAGUGGCCAAUUCUGCUUAUCUUAAGUAAAUGAAUGUACAGAAUCUGCAUAUGUUAUGAUUUGCUUUAUGAGUAUUGGUACUGAAAGUAUACAACAAUUUGCCUGCUUGACUUUCACCGAAAUCCCCUCGACGGUCUCCCCCCGGUAAUCGGCCGAGCUUUUGCAAAUCGAGGGUAAAGUCCAGCGAACCUCCGGCGUCUCGCGUUCUCACACAGCUGCUCCCAGAAACAGCCAAGAUGCUCUUCCCCUCGCAAACUGUUCACUAUGCAUGUUCUGCAGUACACUGUCUUUCUUUUGUCAUGUAAUAUUCAUACCUGUAUUUAUAUAUUUUAUCUUAUUUUAUUUUAUUCUCAUGAUAAACUGUACAGAAUGUUUUUUUUGUUUUGUUUUGUUGUUUUUGUUAAAAUACACCUGUGAUAGAUUUGCAACGAUAUAAAGAAACUGUUUGCUCUCGAAAAAUAAAACCAACUCAGAGCUCA
Messenger RNA from Hippoglossus stenolepis (Pacific halibut), 8026 nucleotides. RefSeq names its product cytoplasmic linker associated protein 1a (gene clasp1a). NCBI's taxonomy places the organism in Eukaryota, Metazoa, Chordata, Actinopteri, Pleuronectiformes, Pleuronectidae. The transcript is spliced from 45 exons. Bases 710 to 5668 code for a protein of 1652 amino acids. Gene Ontology annotation, biological process: mitotic spindle assembly. Gene Ontology annotation, cellular component: mitotic spindle; microtubule organizing center; spindle microtubule. Gene Ontology annotation, molecular function: microtubule binding; kinetochore binding. The record is from RefSeq and is a predicted model, not a curated record.